ACGUUCCCUCCGUAAUUACUCAUUAUGCUUAACGCCGGUAUUUGCCAGCAAUUCAUAGUUUUUGGAGAUUUUGUGGCAGUUUGUCACUUCAUUUAUUUACAUAUAUUUUUUAAGAUUUGUUUACAUAUUUGACAUUUCUUUUUAUUUACUGUUUACUGUUUCUUCUGUCCCGGUGUAAUUUUUAUAAUUUGUGUGUCCUCUUCUAUUUUAUAAUUUAACUAAAUUUCCUGUUUUAUUUAAUUGACAAAUUUUUGCAACUGUUCACGUGGAAUACUGCAGAAAUGAUAAAGUGCCUAGUCUAUUUGUUUUUACUGAUUGACAUUGGGUGUUUUGUGUUACAUGCCGUUGCAAAAAUUGAGCAAGUUGCGUCGGAUUCUGUAGAGCUGUUAUUGGAGCCGCAAUGUUCACAACUAAAACGACAAGAUAUCGAGUCUCACCUUUCUACGAAAACUCCUUAUCGCGUUGUAGCAAACUUGGACGAUAAACCCAUAACUUAUCCAGAAUGUCGCCCUACUCGCAUUUGGUCAGUGAUAAGACAUGGUAUGCGAAAUCCAAGUAAAGAGCACAUUGAGGGAGCAAAAUCAAGGCUAGUUCGAUUGAAGAAGGAAAUUUUAACAAACGCCCAAACUAAGUUAUGCCCUGAAGAAUUGGCUCGUUUACGCCGUUGGCAUUUUGAUGCUAAUAGCGAGGAAGAGAAAUAUCUUACCAUCGAAGGGGAGAAAGAGUUGGAGGAAUUGGCAGAGCGAAUGCAAAAUCGUUUUCCAAAACUUUUAGUUGACGAGUAUGAUCCUAACUUAUAUUAUUUUAAAUAUACGAAGACGCAGCGCACGCUAAAGAGCGCAGAGAGUUUUACCACUGGCCUUUUUGGAAGAGAAAACAUUGUACCGGUAGAAUAUCCAGAGGCUUUACAUAAGGAUCCAGUUUUAAGGUUUUAUAAACUUUGCAACAAAUGGAAAAUCGAUGUUGAUAAAAAUCCAAAGACAUUUGACAAUUCAGAACGUUUUCUGCACGAACCCGAAAUAAUUGAUGCCGUUAACUAUAUUCGUCAUCGCACUCAAAUUCAAAAUAUCACCGCCGAAGACGCAAAGCUCAUCUAUACGAUAUGCGGGUUUGAAACAGCUUGGAAUCGUGGUCAAGAACCUUCUGUGUGGUGUAGUCUUUUUAAUCGGGACACGAUCAAAGCUUUCGAAUUUUUCGAAGAUCUAGAGUAUUUUUGGAAUGACGGCUAUGGUUAUGAAAUCACCCAUCGCAUGGCCUGUGCAGCGAUUAAAAAUAUGUUUGAAUAUAUUGAUCCAAAUUCCAACAAAUCGAAUGCUACAUUUUACUUUACUCACUCUGGCACUUUGUUAAAGGUUUUGGCGCAUCUUGGUCUUUAUAAAGAUGCAGAGCCUUUGACAUAUCGUGAUUUUGGGCGUGAACGCGCCUGGCGUACUAGCAUAAUCGACGCAUUCGCCACGAAUUUAGCUUUUGUGCUGUAUGAGUGUAAUAAUGAAAAUGGUCCUAUGGUAUUAACGUUGCAUCAGGAACGCCCGAUUCGCUUGCCCGGCUGUCCGCAAGAUCAAGAUCUCUGCAGCUUGAAAACACUAAAAGAGCAAUAUGAAAAACAUGUUUCGAGUUGUAAUUUUGAUGAGCUUUGUCAUAUUCACCAGCAUGACGAGCAUUAAGCAGUUUAUUAUAUAGAAUAUCAAGAACCUCCGUUGAUAAAGGUUAUCUACGUAUAUUCCUUAAUAUACCAGUAAUUAAAUUAAGUUGUUGUCCUUGAAUAAUCGGCUACGAAUUUGUGAAUUAACUGUAAUUAUUGUUGUGCUUGGAAACUGUCAAAUGUCUUGGAUUAACAAAUGUGCAAAAACACAAAUGAAUAAGGAACUAAAACAGCGACGCAACUAAUUUUGCUUAUAUACACACAUAAAAAAUUGAUAACGACGCUGAAAAUGCAUAUACACACAAAUAAGUUUACAAAAAUAUUUACAUAGUUAUAUAGUAAUGGUUUAUAUAAAAGAAAGCAACACACAACAUAAAAAAAAAAAUAAUUGUAAUAUUAAGCUAACAUUUACAAUAUGCAUACAUAUUUCGGCUCAUAUGUAAAUAUAUACGACGGCUAAUGUACACUUACAUACGUACAUUUAUGUAGUGCAAUUAAGUUAAAUAGUGAUUGUAGUGAUUAUCUUAUGCAAGAAAAAACGACAACUGCAGCUUUAUUGUGACUUUAUGUUUAAGUUACCGCAAAGUGAAAUAUUUGUUUAAUCAAUAUUUGAUAAUUUGCAAAAUUAGAGUACGUUAUACUUUCUUGAGCACACGAAGCCACACCUGAGUUGUUGUUUUCUUUUUUUUUUUGUUUUUUUAAUUUAUCACUAAAAUUUUGUCGCAUAAUAGUUUUUGUUAUACAAAUUCGCCAGUUUGAUGUCGGCUGCAGAAAUUAAUCAAAACCGAUCGCUUAGUGGUGAAUAACAGCGCCCGAUUUAAUGUAUUUCUUGAUAACUGUAAUUCAUGCUGCUUAAGAUGAGUGCAAGAACCCUUUAAUUGCAAGUAGGUAACUUAAUGAAAAAGCAGCCGCAUUUUAAAUAUAACCUUGAAAUUGCAUACCGUUAAAAGGUUACAUUUGGAGUUGUAAAUUUUUAUAUAAUUAUUAGACAUAAUUUGCGAAAGUAGCACAUAAUAUGGGACGUGAAAUAUAACUCUAAAUUUAGUAUUUAUAAACAUAUAUUAUAUAUUAAUUGAUGAAAUGCCUAACGUCAGCCAAAAGUAGAAAGGCGCAUUUUCGUUUAAGAGCAAUUUGAAAUUUUAUUCGUGAAGUGCUAAAUUAUGCCAGAAUACGCCUCAUUUAGAGAAGAAAAAAUAGAAACAUAAAUAAUGAAAUAAAAUAGCCGCCUAAACCCUCAUACUCACAGCUAAGCGCAUACAGAAACCAUACGGACAACAGUUAGAAAGUAAACGCAGUGCGCAGAAGUAGAAAAUAAAAUUACACAUUGACUUGAAAUGAAUGGCUGAAAAAUCAGAAAUUGUUAAAUGCGCAUAUUUACUGAUUCAUUAAACGUUAUUGAGUAUUUAUUGCUGACGAGUGUCGAGUGCGAGUCAAAAUAUAUUUUGUUGGCUAUUUUUUCUUUUAGCUAUUUUCAUCGCAGUUACUGUUAUUUAUUAGUUAAACUGAAAUAAAUCGAACAAAAGCAGAAUAUGCCUACACAAACCGUUACAUUACUCGUACAAAGAUUUAGUUUCCACAGUCAGAGUUAUACAAAUAUUUUAUAACUGUUAAUAGACAAUUAUUGUUUGCAACUCCCUUGUAAAUUUCGCUCCCCAUUAACUUCCCCUUCAAGCUUACCGCCUAAAGCGUAAAUAAAGUGUUCAAUAAUAAACCUGUAAUAAUUUAAAUUCCGUGUAAAGUGCGCCUUUUAUUGAUUUAUAAAUACAUAUACACACAAAAAUAUUAAUUUAAUAAGAUAAAUAUUAUUGACUUGUGGUAAUAACUUGCAAUGUAUAAACUACUUAACUAACUUUUUUGAAAAAUAAAUUAAGAAACAAAUAUGUAAGAAUGUGUUUAUAUUACCUGUUAGAUGAAAAUGAGUUUACGGAGUUAAGGGAGUUUGGCACAACUUAAGGGUCUCUGGCUCCAUCAAAAAUUGGUGAAGUCUUUAGUCGUGUGCUAAGCCACCCUUGAUGAUAAUUUUGUAGCGGCAUAAGACAUUGCUACCAUAUAUGUAUCUUUAUACCUAGCCUUGUGGUAGGUUAGUCAUUCGGUACUUUUGUCUGUCGCUGUUUUUCCUUUUGGUUAAGAGAUCACAACAUUUUUAUUAUCAUCUUGCUUUGUUAUUUCCCUCUUUUCCUUGCACAAUACAAACCGCUGGUAUUUUGUUAUUGUUAUUGUUGCUAAUAUAGAAGUCUCCCACGUGUUGCACGCUCUUUCGUCUCACUACUGCGCAGACGCUUACAAAGAGCAGAGGAAAUGUCAAAAUGUUCGCAAUAAUAAUCCUGAGGACUCAAAAUUUUUCCAGCGUCAAAUUGCUUAGUAGUUAUUUAGUUGCGGCCACGAAAUGUUGCGCUUCAGAAACAAGUGAAAAUCGUAGAGAAUUAAUGAAAUUAAAUACUUAGUAAUUAUUAUGCACAUUCAGACCCACAAAGUGGCAUUUAGUGGUGGUGAAAUUGACGUCGAAGAAAUUUUUUUGUUUUUAACAUUUCGUUGUUUGCUUUUAGGCGUAUAAAGUGAGAAACUUUCUGCAAAUAAAAAAUAUGCAAAAAGCGAAAAAACACUUCCGCAAAUUUUUGUAUACAAAGUUUUUCGGUCAAUAUAUCAAAUAUUAGCACUCCUUAAAUGUGUAUAUACACUCAUACACACAUAUACAUAUGUCUGUAUGUAAGAGGCAUUUUGCUUUGUGUACACAACAUGAAGGAAGAACUAUGACAGUGUUUUGCUCAAAAAACGGCAACAAUUAUUAAACUUGAAUUCAUUGCAACAUUACUUGCAACAUCACCUGACCUAUCGGUGAAUAACGCUGCGGAGAAGUGGCGGUGGCAACUACCAGAAGAAAAAAAGUAAUAUAGAGCAAUUGUAGUAAACGGUGUGACUAAGGAUGCUUAUACUCGUGCAUAUAUACAGUUAUGAUGUUCAUAUAAGCGUAUGUUGCCAGUGUGCUCCCUUCCGUUUCCACUAAACGUCAAGCUGACACUGAAAUGGAAAGGAUCAUGACCCAAUUUUGAUAAGCACGAAAGAAAAGACAAACAAGUUGACAGUAAUAGGAAUAUAAAAAACAGCACCCAAAUGAUAUUUGGUGAGCUAAAAAUAAGAGAAGUAAGAAAAAAGUUGUCGGAAAGUGGCACAACAAAAGUGUAAAAUAAUAAUUACUAUGUAAACUUCAGAAACGGUAAAUUUAACUUACUCUUGUUAAUCUCCCACCAAAUGCCAAAAAGAAAAAAACAAAAACUAACGAAAUUAUAAAAGAAAAAUAGUUUAGUAAAAAUUUAUUUAAAUUAAUUGAAAAUUAACGGCGAAAAUUACUAAAAGUACAAAACACACUCGAAAAAACACAAAAACAAAAAUCAAAUUCAACCCUACAACGUCAAAGUCACCCUUUGGUGGAGCCGUGAAUCCUUUUUGAUUGUGCAACAAAGCCACUGUAAUGCAUAGAGUAAUUACAGUUUCGAAUCCAUACUAGUGCAGCUAAUUAUACAUAAGCCAACCGCAAUUAAAAGUAACAACAAUAACAAAAUGCUGUAGUGCAACUGCUCGCUUGUCACGCUAGCGGUUGGAAAAGCAGUCGAUCAAAUAAUAUUUGUUGCUCCUUCGAGUUGGUUCCGUUGCCGGUUUUAGCACGCAAGCUCGACUUAUUUAAACACACAAACAUCCAUUCACAUAUAAGUACAUAUAAAUAUAUAUAUAAUAUAUAUAUUGGUUAUACGCUUCCAAUUAUGCUGCCUUGGUGGUGUUAUUUGCUGAUUACUGGGCUAGUGCUCUAUGCCCUCUUCGAACUUCAUUACUUCCUGCGUAUGUGCCUUUGUGUGAUUCUGGCGCGCUUCGUCAAGCGAAAGUGCCAUAUUUUGGAGACGACCACAGUUGCUGGCCUCUGCCUCACCAAUGACAUCGAUUGGCUGCUCUAUCACAUGAACAAUGCGCGCUAUUUGCGAGAAUUGGAUUUUGCACGCGUGGAUUUCUACGAGCGCACAGAUUUGUAUCGCACCAUAAAACGGAAAGGUGGCUCAGUUUUUCAGGGGGCAGCUACCAUACGUUAUCGGCGAUUUAUCAGACCCUAUCACCGUUUUCACAUACAAUCGCGCAUCAUCUACUGGGACGAACAAUCCGUUUACAUGGAGCAUCGUUUCGUGCGACCCUCCGAUCAAUUCGUGCACGCCAUUGCAAUUUGCCGGCAGCGCAUCGUCGAUUGCUCAGCGGAGGAGGUGAUGAAUGACCUGCUGGCACCCAAAAGUAUGCAACUGCAAGCGUCGCACAACACGGUUAGCUCCACAGUGAGCCUGGACAAUAGUGCGGUGACCACAACAAAUCUGGAUGUGGCCGAGAAUGGGCAGACGCGCGUAAAGUUGAAACCCGAUGUGCCGCCGGAGAUACAAAAGUGGAUUGAAUACAAUGAUUUGUCAAGCAAAAAUUUACGCUCGAAUUGCUGAUAGUUGCGGAGUCGAAAUGCUGAGUGCUUUGCUUAUGAUUAUGAAUGUCUAAAUACUCGUAUAAAACCUUAUACAUACGUACAUACAUAUGUAACUGCACUUAUUAUAUAUCAAAGAUAUGCCUAGAAGAAAGAAUUAUUUAUUUUUUGAGCUCAUUGAAGUAUGAAAAGUCUUUAAGAAAAAUAUUUAAUUAAGUUUUUAGUUAAUCAAUUUUUUUAUAGUCGGAUUACAUAUGUACAUCUAUGAAGCGCUAAAGCGAAAGUGUAUGCCAAUCUUUAAAAUAACCUACCUUUACUACUCGUAUGUGUAAAUGUGUGUAAAAGAAUACAAGUAAAUUUGUAGAACAAUAUGUGGAUCGUUUUAUUUUGAAAAAUUAAAGGUGCCCAUCUUUACUUAAUUACUUACUAAUAUUAUAAAUGUGAAUGUAAGUUUGCACAUUACGCUUUCUUGUCGAAACCUCUUAACCGAUCAGCAUGAAACUUUGUACUCAUACGCCUAAUGGUAUUUAAAAGAAAAAAACUACUUCUAAUUAAAAAAUAUUAUUUUUAUGUAUUGUAAAAAAAAAUUAUUUUGGCAUAUAUGAUUGUUUGUCGAAAAAUUUAAAAAUCUAAGAAAACAAAAAAGGCAUCGAAAGCGCAAAAUAGUCAAACGUGGGGGUUUCUGAUUACCAUCACCAACACGAAGAUGAUCAUCGCAGGAUAAUGUUCGUGCACAUAUGUACUAUGUAUUUAACGGGUGAUCCAAGUAGAGUUACCUCUUUCAAUAGCCUUUUUAUGACAAAUCGCGCGUCAGUCAAGCCACUCUACCUUCCCAAGCUUCACCGCUUCGCUCUAUAGGCUCUUGAAAAGUUCCAAGAAGAUCCGACGUUUUCAAGCUAAAUUUUGUUCAGCGAUGAGGCCCAUUUCUGGCUCAAUGGUCUUACUUGCUGCUAUAUAGUGCUGUUGUUAGAGACUUUCAGCGCUUCACUUAAUCUUGGCGUGUUGUGGAAAGCGGACGUGUGAAGAAGAAAACAACGAUACACAAAAAACAGCGAGAUGUCUUUCCUAGUUAUACUGCUCAUUCUCUACAUCAUUUGGGAUGUUAACUACUUCAUUCGUUGCAUUUUCACUGUGUUGGCGGGGCGCCUGUUCCAGAGUAAACGCAAGGUCACUGAUACCACAACAAUCUAUGGUCUCUGCACCUCACAGGAUGUGGACAUCUUCAUACGACACAUGAACAACGCGCGCUACCUGCGAGAGCUGGACUUUGCACGUUUCCAUUUCUAUGCGCUGACUGGACUUUAUGAGCAAGUGCGCGAGCGCAAAGGUGGCGCCGUUCAGGGCGCUUCGAGUGUGCGCUACCGCCGCACCAUACCCAUUUUCCAUCCGUACAAGAUCCAAACCAAGCUGAUUUGGUGGGAUGAGAAGGCUAUUUACUUGGAGCAAUCGUUUGUCACCCUCUCGGAUGGUUUUGUGCGCGCUGUGGCAUUAUCCAAGCAGUGCAUCACCAAUUGUGACGUCACCGAAAUAUUAAAGACCUUCCCUGAAGCAGCAACACGACCGGAAAUGCCGGCAGAGCUGAAACUGUGGUUGGACUCGAUUGAACUGUCUAGUCAGAAGUUGCGCAAGGAUAAAAGAGCGUAAAGCGGAGAGAGUGCUCUCUUUCUUAGUUUUAUAAACUCACUAUUUGGGUGUUUAGGCUUAUUUUUUUUUACCUUUUUCAACGAUCCAUUACUAACUAUGUGGACAGUGAUAUGGAAAUAAAGUUUUUAG
Molecule: messenger RNA, 7862 nt
Organism: Bactrocera oleae (olive fruit fly)
Lineage: Eukaryota; Metazoa; Arthropoda; Insecta; Diptera; Tephritidae
Gene: Mipp2
Product: Multiple inositol polyphosphate phosphatase 2
Molecular function (GO): acid phosphatase activity; inositol phosphate phosphatase activity
Source: RefSeq, a predicted model, not a curated record